Messenger RNA from Apiotrichum porosum, 1059 nucleotides. RefSeq lists its product as uncharacterized. The record is from RefSeq and is a predicted model, not a curated record. Gene Ontology annotation, molecular function: thiosulfate-cyanide sulfurtransferase activity. Bases 1 to 1059 code for a protein of 352 amino acids. The transcript is spliced from 5 exons. Gene Ontology annotation, cellular component: mitochondrion. Gene Ontology annotation, biological process: transsulfuration. NCBI's taxonomy places the organism in Eukaryota, Fungi, Basidiomycota, Tremellomycetes, Trichosporonales, Trichosporonaceae.
AUGGCUUCAACCACCACAACCACAACCACCACAACCGCCGAGAUGCGUCUCCCGUCCUCCAUCCUCCGCGGCGUCGGCGCUCAGCGCAGCCUGCAUGCCUCUGCGCUGCGCCGCGUCCCACUCGUCCUCAACCCCACAGAGCUCAAGGCCCUGGCAAAGGACAACGUGGUCCCCAUCGACGUCUCAUGGCACAUGCCCGCUGCCCCGCGCAAUGCCGAGGAGGAGUACCAGACAGGCCCACGCAUCGUCGGUGCCCGCCGUCUUGACCUGGACAAGGUCGCAGCUCUCGGCCCAGAGCGCAACCCCCUCGGCCUGACGCACAUGCUGCCCAGCGCCACCGAGUUCCGCACCGCUGCCAAGAAGCUGGGUGUGACUCCAGACUCGCAUGUGGUGCUCUACGACACGCAGGGUGUCUUCUCGGCCCCGCGCGGCGCAUACACGUUCAAGCUGUUUGGACAUGACAAGGUUUCCAUUCUCGACGGCGGUCUUCCGCGCUGGAUCGCCGAGGGAGGUGCCGUGGACGUUGGCCCGCCCGAGCAGUUCACUGGCGACAGCAACCUCAGCGGCCCAGAGCACAACACCUGGGUGCGAUCGUACGAGGACAUGGUGGCCAACGCUGGCAAGGGCGAGGCCGGCGACGUUGUGCUCGACGCCCGCGCUCUCGGCCGGUACACUGGCGAGGCGCCCGAGCCCCGUCCGGGACUUCCCUCGGGCCACAUCCCGCACUCGCUCCCGCUGCCGUUCAACGACCUCCUCGAGCAGCCCACCGAGGACAAGCCGUACACGCACCUGAAGAGCCCCGCCGAGCUCAAGAAGAUCCUCGUCGACGCCGUGGGCGGCGACAAGGUCUGGGACGAGGUCAACCAGCCCGGCGGUCGCCAGCUCGUGCUUACCUGCGGCUCGGGCAUGACGGCCGCUGUCCUCUGGCUGGCACAGCAGAUCGUCGCCGAGGCCGAGGGCCGUGCCGCUCCCCUUGCGUCCAUCUACGACGAGAGCUGGACGGGAUACGCCCAGCGCGAGGAUGCCCCCAUUGAGACUGGCGACCCUACGCAAAAGUAG